GUGGCGCACGGUGCGUCGCGUGCUGCUGCCGGGGGCCCGCGAGCGGCGGCAGCAGCAGCGCGUGUUGAUAAGGGGCCGGCGGUGAGGAGCUCGCAGCAGAGGCGCCUUGACAGAGCGCAAGGAACAAGAUUGCAAGAAAGGAGAAGGGAACCGACAUUCCUCCCAACCGCAGCAAGGAGUUCUUGCGCAGGUUGCGCACCUAACUUUGACAUCUUAAGGAGCGGAGUAUCCAUCUUCCAGUCACUUUUUUUUUUUUUUUUUACUGCAACUGAUUUUGUGCAGCAAACUUUGGCUUUUCGCAAACUGCAUCUACACUAAGACCAACACCGGGGUAAAUGCCCCACGAUGAACAGCGGGGCUAUAGGAACAACCAUGCAACCAACAGCCCACGCGGUUUGCAAAAGUUACUCGCUGCACAGUUGCAAUAGCAGCAGCGGCUCCUUGGGGAUCAAGGUGCAGGCAGGACAGAGCGCGGGCUCCUCUUCGUCCGGGAUGCCCCAGCAAUGGGGCGCUGCUACGGGCUGUCCCGGCCAAGUUCAGCCGUCUAACUCGGCCACGCGCUGCAGAGGCUCCAAGCGGCGCUCGAGCUCGCCAGAGCUGCUGCGCUGCAAGAGACGCUUAGCAUUCCCGGGCCUGACAGCGCAGCAAGGCGGCGGUGCGGCCGCUGUGGCUCGGCGCAACGAGCGGGAGAGGAACCGCGUCAAGUUGGUGAACCUGGGCUUCCAGACCUUGCGCCAGCACGUGCCCAACGGCGCCGCCGCCAAGAAGAUGAGCAAAGUGGAGACCCUCCGCUCCGCCGUGGAAUACAUUCGAGCCCUGCAACAGCUGCUGGACGAGCACGACGCCGUCAGCGCCGCCUUCCAGGACGGUCUCCUGCCGCCUGCCCGUGACGCCGUCUCCGCCGCCUGCGCAGGCAGCAGCUCCAGUUCGUAUUCCUCCGCCACGCCCUUUUUUGCCGGCCGCGAAGGCAGUUCUGUGCCAGGCUCCCCGCACCCGGCUUAUUCUGCGGACGAGAGUGGCUACGAGGGGGCGCUCAGCCCGGAGGAACAGGAGCUGCUCGAUUUCACCAGUUGGUUCGGGAGCUGCUGAGCUGCAAGGCAGUACUGAAGCAACACUGUGUAGAACCUCAGUACCUCAUUGUCCCAGGCUCCGUCCAAUGCAGCAGAAGAGCAACAGGAACUUCUAAUUUAGCAUGCACCUACUCUCUUCAAGCCUCAUUGCAAAGGAUGUUGGAUAGUCAGAUCGUUCUAACCACGUUCUUUCAGUGUUCGUUUAUGAAACAAAAGACUGGUGGUUUUGAUUCUUUUUCUUUUUUUAAAAAGUGCAAUUAUGUAAAUAGAUUCUAGGGGCCAAAGUUUUUAUCUGCUGUUGUACAGCAGUUUAUGGUGCCCUCUGACUCUUGAACAACCAAUGAAAAGGCUUUUUCUCUGAAUCUAGUGGCAGAUGGAGAUCUGUUGGGCUUCCAACAUAAUGUCUGUCUACUUUUUAUACGGGCAGGGGUGAAAUAAUUAAAACUUGAUGCUUCCUUUUUCUGAAUGGGAAGGGGACUAUUUGAACGUCAAAAGUAGACUUUAUUUGUGUAACUUGAGCUGCCUGUGGGAACACUUAAUAUGAAGACUUAUUUUUGUGCAAAAAAAAAAAACAACCUUUA
Python bivittatus (Burmese python) is the source of this 1651-nucleotide messenger RNA. NCBI's taxonomy places the organism in Eukaryota, Metazoa, Chordata, Lepidosauria, Squamata, Pythonidae. The record is from RefSeq and is a predicted model, not a curated record.